CGCACACGCGCCUGGAGUGGGGGAAGGGGAGGAGGAGGAGGCGGCUAAUGCUGCUGCCGCCGCCGCCACAGCUGUAGCUCCGCCAGCCAGCUCGGGCAGACAGGAAAGCAGCCGCCUCAGCAGCAUGGCGGGGCUGCGCUACCCGUCGCAGAGCAGCUACUGCCGCGUUGCCACGGUCAUGAACCUCCUGCUCGGCGUCUUUCAGGUCCUUUUGCCUGGCUUCCGUCUGGGAGGAGCGCAGGGCCAAGCCAUUGAUCCUAUUCCCAAUGUGGUGGAGCUGUGGCAAGCAGAAGAAGGGGAACUCCUGAUGCCUGCUAAGGCUGAAUCAGAGGAGGACCUGGAGGAAGAUCCCCAAGAGCAGAGGUUUUCUGCAAAAAUGCCGGAUGGCAAGAUUCUUCAUUUUCAUCCUUCUAUUCUCCAUUUUGGAAUGCAGCUACUGGGGCUGCCCAAAGCUAAAAUGCUCUAUGCUUACAACCCUAAUAAGGAUAGAGACAUUCUAGUGAAUUCAGUGUUUACAACAACUAGACAUUUUCAUGUGUCCCCUGCUCAUAGCAGAGUGAUUCCAGCAAUGGGAAAAAUUUAUUUCAGAGUACUUUUUCUUCCAAUAGAAGAAGGCAGUUUUGAAAGUUCAUUAUUUAUAAAUACCUCAUCUCAUGGAAUAUUUUCAUAUCAGGUAUUUGGAACCGGAACUUCAGAGGCCAUUUCAGAAGAUUCUAGAGAGGAGUUAGCAAACACUUAUUUGCUGCUUCCACAUAUCAAUAGUAUUCAGAUCUCACAAACACUGGCAGAAACUAGGAAUGUCAGUCAUGUAAAAGUUCGCCUUGAAUGCAGUUUACAUAACAAAUUGUAUCAUUAUUUUAAGAAUUGUUGCUUUGCAUCCAAUGACCUACUGCUAGAAAUAAGUUUAAUGGUCCGAAUGAAAAAUGUGCAGCAUGAAUUUGUGGAUCUUAGACAAUAUUUACUGGAGAACCUUUUUGUAGUUUAUGUAGCAAUGGAUAAAACACAGACCUCAGAUGGUUCUUCAGUAAUCUUGUAUGUAUUACAUUCGGGGAACAACCUUUUAUAUGUGCAGGAUAUAAAACAUUUGACCCAGGAAAAAAUAUUUUCUUUGCUUUUUGAACCAAUAUUGCUACCAUCGUUGACUAUGAAUUUCACAAAAGUAGCUUCUAUUAUUUGUAAAGGUACACUAUGUGGUCAUGAAAGCAACCAGGAAAGAGUUAAUCUACUGGAUAGAACAACUUUACUUAAGCCGUGUCUUUUGCAUCCAGUGAUAGAAGGGUAUUUUGGCAUUAAUCCAUUUGCAGUGGUAUUUCACAUAGAACCACAUCACAAUAUUUCAGCAUUUUGGUCUGUGUGGUUUACAAAUAAUUUCGAUUUUAGCAUUAUGCUAAAUGAUGUGUAUGUAUCAAGGCAAACUAAGGAUAUUCUAAAGGUUCUGAACUUCACAGGAGCCCUGAUUCUACCUCCUGGCUGUUGGAAUGUGUUUUCCUUGAAGUAUCACAUACAGGAAUCUGUAACAAGUUUAUUUUCCAGUAUUUUUGUGACUACAAAUGUUGGAGUGAUAUUUGAGAUUCCACUACAGAUUUAUUCUGCUUUGUCUCAGCAAGGAGAGACUCAUUUUGAAGCCAUAGCACAUCAUGAUAUGUACUGUUCCUUAAGAAUGUCAGACAAAGCAAACCUCCUUUGGGAAAGAAGUCUUUCUCUCGACAGCUCAACGUGGAAUGUGGAUUCUGAUCUUGCAUAUGAACUCCAUGAAAAAUGGCAAAAAAUUAAGCAGAGUGAAAUUUGCAGAAGAAAUCUUAGGGAAAUUAUUCAAGCUGCUUAUCAAAAAAACCCUGAAGAAGAAUCAUCUGCAUUAUCUUUUCCCCAUUUGGUGUCAGAGGCUGGUCUUACUCUGAACUUCAGUGCAGCCGCACCAAUGAAUAGCAUGGUAAAAUAUUUUACGCUAAGAAACCCUUCAUAUUUCCCAGUUACAUUGCAACUCCUGCCUUUAUCUUUCUAUCCUGAUCCUCAAGCUCCACUGAUUCUACUCAGGAAAUGGUUUGGUGCAAAUAUACAAUCUAUUAAUUAUACAACCACUGAAUUCAGAUUGACAGAAGAGUAUACUUACCGGGGGGGGGAUGAACCACAGGAAGGCCAUGAUUAUCGCAGGUCUACUUCUGAGAUGCUUCAUUUGAAAUUGCAGCCUCUAGAAAUGAAGAGAGUUGGUGUUGUCUUUACACCUCUUGACUACAGGAGAGUAACUUCCCUUAUAUUAGUCAGGAAUAAUUUGACAGUUCUGGAUAUGGUUCAUGUUGAAGGCAUUGGAGCGAGAGAAUUACUGAAAGUAGGGGGAAGGUUACCUGGGGCUGGCGGAUCUCUUCGAUUUAAGGUGCCAGAGUCAACCCUUAUGGACUGCAGAAGACAACUGAAAGAUGGCAAGCAUAUUCUGUCUAUCACAAAGAACUUUAAAGUCGAGAACAUUGGUCAUCUUCCUAUUACUAUAACGUCUAUGAAAAUUAAUGGGUACAACUGUCAAGGAUUUGGGUUUGAAGUACUUGACUGCAGGGAGUUCUUUUUGGCACCAAAUUCUUCACGUGACAUUAGCAUUGUUUUUACUCCAGAUUUUACAUCCUCUUGGGUUAUUCGUGAGCUGACUCUGGUUACUGCUGCUGGCAUCGAGUUUCACUUUACACUCAACGUGACCCUUCCUCACCAUCUGUUACCCUUAUGUGCAGAUGUGGUACCAGGACCCAGUUGGGAAGAAUCAUUCUGGAGGCUCACAGUACUCUUUGUAAGUUUGUCCUUAUUUGGUGUGAUCUUAAUAGCUUUCCAGCAAGCACAGUAUAUUUUAACAGAAUUCAUGAAGUCAAGACAGCGGUCAAAUCAUAAUUCUACACUGCAAAACAACAAUUCUGUGGAUAUCAUCAGUUCUGAAACUUACAAGAGUAGCUGCAGAGCGUUCACUGAGACUUACAGUUCUUCUGACAAAGGAAAAGGAAAAGGAUCCCUUUUGGUGGGCUCUGCCACCAGUCGGAGCCAAAAUGCUGCCAAGAGGAGUCCGGCAACAUACAGCCAUUCUCAGAAGAAACAUAAAUGUUCUGUAUACUACGGUAAACAAAAAUCAAGCACAACAACUAGCAGCAACAUUCUGACAACAGAUGAUAAGCCGAACCAGUCAAUUGAAGAUCCUAUUUCAUCACCAAAGGAAGACAUUUGUACUGUUAAUGAAAACUGGCUGAGCUUGAAAUAUGCAAAUAGCGUAAACAUGAACAUGCAAAAGAACUUAACACAUCCAGGGAACUUUGUUGAUAAAGACGAAAGUGCAUUGAAAAGUGCAACACUUAUGAAAAACAUUUCUUCAGAUUGCAAUUUGAAGGAGGGUCUUCAAACAAAUAUGUUUCCUAAGGAAACGAAUCUUAAGACUUCAGAAAAUUUAGCUGAUCUCAAAGAACCUGAGUUAUGUCCUUCAAAGUCAUCAAAGAAAUUGUCUGAGAGUCACUUUCCAAGAUCUUCACCUCAACAACAAGCAGAAUUUCAAGAGAGUUCCCGGAAAAAUGGAGGAAAUAGUCAGCAAGUGCCUCUCGGGAAUGAAACAGGAAACUCUGAGACGUUGCAAAAACAGGCAAGCGAUCAGCUUUCCACAGAGAAGUUAGAGAAUAAAGGACUUAAAGAUGAAUUACUGUAUUCUGGAAAACGGGAAUUGAUUUCUGCUGAGCAGGAAGAAGUUCACCGAAAAAAUGGGUCUCAAGAGAAAAAAGAUGGACACACGCCCAAUACGAGCUGGAAUAGACAUAGGACAAACAGAAAAAAUAAGAAGAAGCAUAUAAACAUCUCUUCACGGGUUCCUGAACAGGCUGAACUGAAGCAUGUGUGCAGUGAAAGACAUGAACUUAGAACUACUAUUAACAUAAGAAAUUGGUGUGCUCAAAGCAACGGGGAAACUUGCAAAGGAGAUGAUAAAUCUGCGCACAGGGAAGCAGAAGGUUUCUACCAGUGGCCUAAGAAGAAGUGCUUGGAGAGGUUUUGUUCAGACUCAAGUUCAGAUUGUGGAAGUUCUUCUGGAAGCGUCCGGGCCAGUCGGGGCAGCUGGGGCAGUUGGAGCAGCACUAGCAGUUCAGAUGGAGAUAAGAAGAUUCCUAGCAGACAUUUAUUUCCUUCAAGGGAAAGUAUUUCAUGUAAUGAUUUUUCACCUGAUACGGCCAUCACUUUAAAUCUUUCCCACAAUAUCUGCAACACCAGUAGAGAAGUGAACAGUAUCACACAGUAUCCAGAGAAUUUGUGUCCCAGCUUCACUGAUAUAACCACAGAUCAAGACAAAAAUGAAGGUCUCUAUCCAGCAGAUCUGUGGUCACCCCAGCCUAUCUGUCUGACAAAUAGCAUGAAUUACAGUCUUGAGAACAAUGUAUCGUGCCUGAUCCAGGAAAACCCUUCAUUACAUAAUGGCUUUGUUGAUUGGAAUUCACCCUGUGAUGGCCAGCUUAACAUGUACUGUCCAGUAGAAGUGAAUGAGUAUGAAAAUAUGAAUUACCAUAAUGGAUUUCCGUGCACAGAAGAAAUUCAAAAUUCAGGCUUCAUUGAUCACAGCUGUCAGUCUUCAUGGAACACCCCACCUAACCUUCCUCCAACAUGGGAACCCACCAGUUAUGUCAACCCAACAUCCUACCUCUCGAGCACCAGGAGUUUGUCACCCAUGUCUGGCCUCUUCGGUUCCAUCUGGGCCCCUCAGAAUGAUGUCUAUGACAACUGCUGCCCCAUCAGCGCUGCCACUCAGCAUUCAGCCCAGGUGGAGAGCCAGGCGGUCCUAUGUAAGCAGGAAUGUUACCCGAGAUUUAACCCAUUCCGUGCCUACAUGAACUUAGAUAUAUGGACUUCAGCAGCUAAUCGGAAUGCAAACUUCUCUCUUCCUAGGGACUCGGGUUAUUGUGGAAACGUGUGAAAAAAAGAAUGUCAUUUUUAAAAUGUGAACUUAAAAAAAUGCUUUUUCUUUUGAUUACUAGAACGAGCUGUUGGUUGAACUAGAAUUCAAUGUUGGUCAUUAUUUUGGCACUUUUGUAUGGAAAAUAAACUUUUUUUUUUUUACCAAG
This is a messenger RNA of Thamnophis elegans (Western terrestrial garter snake), 5066 nucleotides long. RefSeq names its product transmembrane 131 like (gene TMEM131L). The record is from RefSeq and is a predicted model, not a curated record. Gene Ontology annotation, cellular component: membrane. The transcript is spliced from 35 exons. The coding region runs from base 125 to 4918 and encodes 1597 amino acids. NCBI's taxonomy places the organism in Eukaryota, Metazoa, Chordata, Lepidosauria, Squamata, Natricidae.